Corylus avellana is the source of this 1092-nucleotide messenger RNA. RefSeq lists its product as uncharacterized. Lineage: Eukaryota; Viridiplantae; Streptophyta; Magnoliopsida; Fagales; Betulaceae. The record is from RefSeq and is a predicted model, not a curated record.
AUGGAGAGCCCCAAUGAUUUUUCCUAUGCGAGUGAACCCACCAGCCCAAGUAGAUGCAGCCUAGAGAGCAAGAUGUACUUCUACAGUGUGCCAACUAGUCCUACCUGCAGAGGGGUAAGUGCUUCAUUUGGGUUUGAAACUGAGCCUCCAUCACCAAGAACAUAUGAAGAUGCCACUUCCUCUUUUGGUGAUGAUUUUGAAUUUGAAACUAGUCGCCGUUUCAGUGUUGAAUCAGGCCAGAAUUUUGAGAACCCAUUUGAUCAUCAGCAGCAACAAGUGCAGCGUGGGAAUUCCCUUCCUACUGCUAUGGCAUUUGCUGAUGAGCUCUUUUGUGAUGGCAAAGUCCUCCCACUCGCACCUCCUCUCAAACUACCACCGCGUCUUCGGAAUGUCAACAACAAGAGCAGCAACCAAAGCUCGGCGGCGUCUUCCCCUCGGUCUCCGAGUUCGGUUAUUAAUAAGCUCUCGUUUUCUCGCCGGAGCUUGUGGAAUGAUGAUUUCGAUCCAUUCAUGGCGGCUUUGGAGAAUGUUAGGGAGGAAAAGAGAGGGAAAACACGAGGCGACAAUCGUAGACAGGCUCGGUCGCUUUCACCAUUUCGGGCCACCAGACCACAGCAGUCCGACGACUCGGUGGGCUCAAGCUCACCUAAGCUAAGGGAGCCCAAUAGCUUGGCUCAAGUAGGUCAAAGCCCAAAGAAGUUGGAGGAGCCCAAGGGGUUGUCAUUUGCAAGACAAUUGAGGCUUGUGAAAAUAGACCAUGAAAUGCCCACCAAGCCCAGUUUGGAAGCAGGAGAGAAUGCUAGAGAAAGUGCAGAGCAUUGUAUAAGUAAGAGCAAGAGCAAGAGACAGAAAAUAAGGAAAUUUCUCUUCAAGAGUGCAUCAAUGAGGGAGUUAACUGAUAAAAACAAAGUAAGGGAUCAAAAUACAGCAUCUUGGAAGGCAAGAUUUCUGAGGAGAUUUAGCUUCAAGCCUGCAGGGUCAGCCCAAUUCAAUGGGGAUAUGAGGGUGGCUAAAGUGACCAAGAUGACUUUGAUUCAAUACAGACCAAAGCUUCUUAUGUGCAUGGGUUUUGGGGCAAGGUAUGUGAAUUGA